This is a messenger RNA of Rubroshorea leprosula, 2032 nucleotides long. Lineage: Eukaryota; Viridiplantae; Streptophyta; Magnoliopsida; Malvales; Dipterocarpaceae. The record is from the annotation of a GenBank genome assembly.
GUCUCGCCGCUCAACAGUGAGAGGCGCAUCAACAUCUAUUCUUGUCCGGAUUCAAACUGCAACCUGAUCUAGUUAUUUUGGGGAAUACGUAUUGUUACAGGAGAAAGACGUAUACAGAUUGUAUUCUGGUUUCUGGGAUUUACAGGGUGGCCUUUUUCUCUUUCAUUAUUCUUGUUGGGGUUUGAUGUUAGAUUGGUAUAAUUGAAUCUAAACAGCAUAUUAGGAGUAAAGUUGUCUUUUUUAUGGGGAGAAAUAAAUUUCCAGAGAUGGAAGUGAGCUGGGGAUGUACCAGGUUUGUUUUGGUUCUUGCUGUGGGAUUCAUAUUUAGUGUUGCCCAGGUUUGUAAUGGUGGAAGAACUAGCAGUUUUGUGAGGAAUGAUGAUUUGUCUCUUGAUAUGCCUAUAGAUAGUGAUGUGUUUCGAGUGCCUCCUGGCUACAAUGCUCCACAGCAGGUCCAUAUAACACAAGGAGAUCACGUGGGUAAGGGUGUGAUUGUGUCUUGGAUUACUCCUGAUGAACGUGGUUCAAAUACAGUGCUUUACUGGGCUGAAAGUAGUGAACUCAAAAACUGGGCAGAUGGAUUUGUUCUUACCUACAAGUACUUCAAUUAUACUUCUGGUUAUAUUCAUCACUGCACAAUAACUGAUUUGGAGUUUGAUACCAAAUAUUACUAUGAGGUUGGAAUUGGAAACACAACACGGCAAUUCUGGUUUAGAACUCCUCCUGAAGUUGGCCCUGAUGUCCCAUACACUUUUGGCCUUAUAGGAGAUCUUGGGCAGACUCAUGAUUCUAAUAGGACACUUACCCAUUAUGAAUUAAACCCCGCAAAAGGACAGACACUUUUGUUUGUGGGAGACCUCUCCUAUGCAGAUGACUACCCAUUUCAUGACAAUACCAGGUGGGAUACCUGGGGGAGGUUCAUAGAGAGGAAUGCUGCAUACCAGCCUUGGAUAUGGACUGCUGGGAAUCAUGAAAUUGAUUUUGCUCCUCAAUUUGGUGAAGCUAUUCCUUUCAAGCCCUAUACAUACCGUUUCCAUGUACCCUACAAAGCAUCAGAAAGUACAACUCCUUUCUGGUACUCCAUUAAGAGAGCUUCGGCAUAUAUCAUUAUCAUGUCCUCAUACUCAGCUUAUGGGAAAUACACACCUCAAUACAAAUGGCUCAAAGAUGAGUUUACAAAAGUGAACAGGACUGAAACGCCAUGGCUUAUUGUUCUCAUGCACUGUCCUUUCUAUAACAGUUAUGCACAUCAUUAUAUGGAAGGAGAGACCAUGAGGGUAAUGUAUGAGCCAUGGUUUGUUGAGUACAAAGUGGAUGUUGUAUUUGCUGGUCAUGUUCAUGCCUAUGAGAGAUCUGAACGCAUAUCAAAUAUUGCAUACAACAUCACCAAUGCGUUGUGCACCCCCAUUAGCAACCCAUCUGCUCCAGUGUACAUAACCAUUGGAGAUGGAGGAAACCUGGAAGGACUAGUGACAGAGAUGACAGAGCCUCAGCCAAGUUACUCAGCUUUUCGUGAAGCCAGUUUUGGUCAUGGUAUAUUAGAAAUAAAAAACAGAACACAUGCUUACUUUGGUUGGCAUCGUAAUCAAGAUGGUUAUGCUGUAGAAGCCGACUCUGUGUGGUUACUUAACAGAUAUUGGAACUCUUUGGAAGAAUCAUCAGCGGCUGCAUUAUGAAGAAAGCGCUGGACAUUAGGAAUACAAGAUUUCCUGAUGAUAACUUAUCCAUUACAGUUGUUUCAUGUAAUGUAUGUAUUUCAGAUACAACUGAGUGAUAUGAAAUAUGAAUGCAAUUAGGAAGGUCAUUAGGCUCUGGCUGAAUCACACCCGUUGUUGGAAUUUAGGAAGAAAAAGGGUGGAGAAAGAGGACUUGGAGGAGAGCAGAACUUAGAACAUGAAUUUGACAUUUCCAUGGAAGGGUGCAUAUAUUCAACCAACCGGGAUGGAGAGAAGUUGUUCUCCAAUUCUCUCAUUUUCCAUUUACAUAUCUGCCCAUUUGUAGUGGAAAAUUACAAUAUAAGAACAGUAUUCUU